This is a messenger RNA of Notodromas monacha, 1925 nucleotides long. Lineage: Eukaryota; Metazoa; Arthropoda; Ostracoda; Podocopida; Cyprididae. The record is from the annotation of a GenBank genome assembly.
AGGGUACACGCCUUCAUCACAAAACUCCGUUUCUUUCAGAGGGUUUUAUUUCUAAAAAUAUAGCAACAUUUCAAUUUUUCGGAUGACGAUCAUUGAAAAAUACAGGCAUCCUCCACGUGAAAAAGUGGUUCUACAAGGAACUACAGAAGGUUUUACUCUCCCUUCUUAUCACUAUUUACGGUUUAUUCCGUAACACAUACCCUGCAUACUCAAUCAGUUCAAGCCUAUAAGUAUACCCCACCAAAUGUGCCUGAGAUACUAGGAUGGCUACUGAAUGCUUCUGGGGCGGCGAUGGCGGUGGCGGCGGCGGCCGCGGCGGCUCAGCCGUGCUCAAGCAACUCAAUGUCGUCUCCUCUGUGCAACGCAAGGAUGAACUGGACUCGUACAUAUCCCUUUUUGCCGAGGGUUACCUGGGUCGCAAUGACGUCGACGUGUCACGGCGUCGUCACAUGUGGGACCUGCUGGACAGUCACGAGUUUGGGACAUGUCCGCCAUGUGACGCCGAGCCCAGAAUCGGCGCCGGCGACGAGCCCGUUGGCGAGGCGGAGUUGCAGCGGCGGUUGAAUGCGUGUCGCCUGUUGAUGCCGCUCCGUGUGCCGUUGUCCGUGUUCUCGCCUUACAUUUGUCCCGAGGAUAAUUUGGCCAAUGUGCAAGACAUUUUUGCCGAGCUCACGGGCGACGAAGACUUCUCGCUACAAACUCUGGCUUUGCCAUGGAUUAUGAGACCAGUAUCAGCAAUGGAUGAUCAACCUCCGAAGGCUUCCGAGGAAGGCAGUGGACUGAGUCAACUUGAAUUGUUCCUCAUGAAAAUUGAAAUUGAACGUCGAAGGUUGAUGGAGGAAAACCCAGGAAUGGAUCCAUGCGAAUUGAAGAGGCUGCUGGACGAAAGGGAGGAGCAGAUGUGGCUUGAACUUAAAACUGCAGAUGGGGUGGUACCUGUUGAUCCCAAAGAUCGUUUGCGGCGGCUGCGAUCCCGCGGCGUCCUCAUGGAACGGGUGCGUUGGAAGCGAGGCAACGAGCAGGACGCCCUUUACGAGGACGAUUGUGGCGGCGUCGAGGGAAUCGGCGCCCGCGGCGCCGGUUGCACCGGCAUGCCGUCGACUCGCUCGGCCGCCGACAUCGCGUGCCAGCGUUUGGUGCAAGACCGCGUCAGUGACGUGAGGUCUGUGGACAAGGCCCUGAAGGUGGCCAAGUCCCCGUCUCUAAUAAUGGAAGACGACCAGGGACUGUUGGAUUGGGCGCCUUGCAGCGAAUUGGGGUUGUCUAAGCCGCCCCGACCUGCCAAGCGGGUGCAGAACUAUGACCAGGACAACCGCACAGAGCAUGCGUUCUCUGCGCGGCCAAAGUUGCAUGCCCGCAGGACACACCAUUGGGGAGAAGUGGCAGGGAACCCGUAUUUCUGCAGGAAGGUGGUUGAGUGUCGCAGGGAACCCUCUGUGGCUGACAUGAAGGACCUGGUGAAGUUGUCGCAUGAGCAGGGAAAGCUCUACAAAGAGUACUGUGGUCCCAUGGAUGAUCCACCAUCCCUGCUGUGCUCCUUCUUCACCAAACUGUUUUGUCCUGACUCUUGCUGCACACCUUCAUCUGGACCCAGUGCUAAUCCUAGACUGAGCACAAGUGGACAAACUGCACCAUGUCCAAGAACUAAUCCGAGACCACCGCGAGAACCCACACCGUUGGAGUCAUUGGUGGUGUCCUCCAGCGUGGGUAAGGGCUCCUACCCUUUCACCAGCUCCACCAAAGUUCGUCCUCGGCGCCACACCAUCAAGUAUUGCUGGAGCAGGAACAACACUCGCCUUCAGGAGACCUUCAAGUGCUGAAAACCGUCACUUAUGUGCAGGACAAGAGGACCACCAUAAUUUGUUUAUUGUCUCCAUUUAUUUCUCAGCAUGAAAGAAAAUACAUUAUUAAAUCAGGGCAUAUAA